CCUGGGCAGCGAGGCUUGGCAGCUCGCCCCGGCGCGCAGCACGAUGGGCAAGAGGCUGAUGCUGCUGGCUGCCGGCGGGGCGGCGCAGGAGGCGCGGGCGCAGAAGGAAACCGCUUUCGCCAGCCCCGCAGCCUACGCACCGCAGAGCCCGGCCCCCGCCGGCGGCGGCGCCAAGGAGGCCCAGCUGGCCGCCUCGCUGCGCGGGAGCGGCCGGGCCUCCACCGCCGCGGAGCCCAGGCAGACCACAGGCCUGACGGCGCUCGGCUGUGGCCUCGCGACCGCGGCGGUGCUUGCCGGCGCUGGCGCGCGCGCGCCUCGACGGAAGAGGACCAGCCUGCUGGUGCGGCGCGCCACCUCCAUCGUGGCAAAGGAGAAGGACGCGUCCUCGGCGCCGCUGGCGCUCGACGACGUCGAGAGCUCCGUGGCGGACUUCGUGCCGAAGAUCUCGGCGCUGCAGAACCAGGCC
Messenger RNA from Prorocentrum cordatum, 466 nucleotides. Lineage: Eukaryota; Dinophyceae; Prorocentrales; Prorocentraceae. The record is from the annotation of a GenBank genome assembly.